Molecule: messenger RNA, 5782 nt
Organism: Vicugna pacos (alpaca)
Lineage: Eukaryota; Metazoa; Chordata; Mammalia; Artiodactyla; Camelidae
Gene: MTMR4
Product: myotubularin related protein 4
Biological process (GO): phosphatidylinositol dephosphorylation; regulation of autophagy
Cellular component (GO): cytoplasm; membrane
Molecular function (GO): phosphatidylinositol-3,5-bisphosphate 3-phosphatase activity; protein phosphatase binding; phosphatidylinositol-3-phosphate phosphatase activity
Source: RefSeq, a predicted model, not a curated record
GCUAUUGGCCAGGGCGGGCACAGACCAGAGAUACGAUUGGUUGGGGAGAGGGGCACCGCGGUGGGGUCGGAGCUGCGCGGCCUCAGCAGCUGCAGGAGACGGAAGUGGUGAGAGCUCGGCCUCGGAGGGUCGGGCGGACGCCGCCUGGUGAGAAGCAGGCAGCCAGGACCCUCACCACGGUAGAAUGGUGCCCUUCACAGUGCUGCAGGGUGAGGGAGUGGAGUUCCUGGGCCGCGCGGCCGAUGCCCUGAUUGCCAUCUCCAACUACCGGCUGCACAUCAAGUUCAAGGACUCUGUCAUCAACGUCCCGCUCCGGAUGAUCGACAGUGUGGAGAGCCGUGAUAUGUUCCAGUUGCACAUCACCUGCAAGGACUCCAAAGUGGUGAGGUGCCACUUCUCCACUUUCAAGCAGUGCCAAGAGUGGCUCUCGCGGCUAAGCCGGGCCACGGCGAGACCUGCCAAGCCUGAGGACCUCUUUGCCUUUGCCUACCAUGCCUGGUGCCUGGGGCUGACCGAGGAGGACCAGCACACCCACCUGUGUCAGCCAGGAGAGCACAUCCGAUGUCGGCAGGAGGCUGAGCUCGCGAGGAUGGGCUUUGACCUGCAGAACGUCUGGAGAGUCUCGCACAUCAACAGCAACUACAAACUGUGUCCCAGUUACCCCCAGAAGCUGCUGGUUCCCGUGUGGAUCACAGAUAAAGAGCUGGAGAACGUGGCUUCCUUCCGCUCCUGGAAGCGGAUCCCCGUGGUGGUGUAUAGACACCUCCGCAACGGGGCUGUCAUCGCCCGCUGCAGCCAGCCCGAGAUCAGCUGGUGGGGCUGGCGCAAUGCUGACGAUGAGUACUUAGUCACAUCCAUCGCCAAAGCCUGUGCCCUGGACCCAGGGACCAGGGCCCCUGGUGGCUCCCUCAGCACUGGGAAUAGUGAUGCCAGCGAGGCCUGUGACACUGACUUUGAUUCCUCCUUGACUGCGUGCUCUGGGGUGGAGAGCACAGCCGCCCCGCAGAAGCUGCUGAUCCUGGAUGCCCGAUCCUACACGGCGGCUGUGGCCAACCGGGCCAAGGGUGGAGGCUGUGAAUGCGAAGAGUACUACCCCAACUGUGAGGUCAUGUUCAUGGGAAUGGCCAACAUCCAUGCCAUCCGGAACAGCUUCCAGUACCUCCGCGCUGUGUGUAGCCAGAUGCCUGAUCCCAGCAACUGGUUGUCGGCUCUGGAGAGCACCAAAUGGCUGCAGCACUUGUCGGUGAUGCUGAAGGCGGCUGUGCUCGUGGCUAACACGGUAGACCGGGAAGGCCGGCCUGUGCUGGUGCACUGCUCAGACGGCUGGGACCGGACGCCGCAGAUUGUAGCCCUGGCUAAGAUACUGCUGGACUCGUAUUACAGGACUUUGGAGGGCUUCCAAGUGUUAGUUGAAUCUGACUGGCUGGAUUUUGGACACAAGUUUGGAGACCGCUGUGGCCACCAGGAGAAUGCAGAGGACCAGAACGAGCAAUGCCCUGUGUUCCUCCAGUGGCUCGAUUCUGUUCAUCAGCUGCUCAAGCAGUUCCCCUGCCUGUUCGAGUUCAACGAAGCAUUCCUGGUCAAGCUGGUGCAGCACACGUACUCCUGCCUGUACGGCACGUUCCUGGCCAACAACCCCUGUGAGCGAGAGAAGCGCAACAUCUACAAGCGGACCUGCUCGGUGUGGGCCCUUCUGCGAGCGGGCAAUAAGAACUUCCACAACUUCCUCUACACGCCGGGCUCAGAGGCGGUCCUGCACCCCGUGUGCCACGUCCGGGCCCUGCACCUCUGGACAGCUGUUUAUUUGCCGGCGGCAUCUCCGUGCACACUCGGGGAGGAGAACAUGGACCUGUACCUCUCCCCGGUGGCUCAGAGCCAGGAGUUCUCUGGCCGCUCCCUGGACAGAUUACCUAAAACGAGAUCUAUGGAUGAUCUUCUUUCUGCCUGCGACACAAGCAGUCCCCUGACACGCACAUCCAGUGACCCCAACCUGAAUAACCACUGUCAGGAGGCCAGAGCGGGCCUGGAGGCCUGGCACGGCAAUCCCGAGGGAUCGGAGACCACCUUCGUGGAGUCCGGGGCAGGAGGUCCUCAGCAGACUGCAGGAGAAGUGGGUCUUCCUCCCUCUCAGCCCAGCAGCCAGAAAGACUACUUGAGCAAUAAACCUUUCAAGAGUCACAAAAGCUGUUCCCCGAGUUACAAACUGCUUAAUGCCGCCGCGCCCCAGGAAACGAGGAGCAACACCCCUGAUCUGGAAAUCAAAGUCCUGGAAGAGACGAAGGCAGCAGCUCCAGACCCGCCCACCCAGGAUGAGCUGGGUAGGACUUUAGAUGGCACACAGGAGCCACCCGAACCUUGUCCUGAGAAAGCAGCUGUCCGUGCGCUCUCUAAAGUCAUUGCCAGCAAGGGUGGUGGAAUCUGUGAUUUUCCUGAGUCUUCCCAGGACUCCCUUCCAGGUGCCCCCCAGCAGGCCCAGCCAGACUCUGGGCUGGGUGUGCCCUCCAGGUGUGCCCCAGAUCACAAUCUGGGCACCCUUUGCAACCCACCGAGUGCUACCUGCCAAAAUCCUCCAGACCCAAGUGCUGACUUUCUCAACCAAGACCCCCCAGGGUCUGUGGCAAGUAUCUCCCACCUGGAAGAGCCCAGUUCUGUGCCAGAUCUGAUUCACGGGGAGGAAGACACGGGCAGGAGAGGGAGUAACAGGAAUGGGCAGUUACUGGAAAACCUUCGCUUUGGGAAAGUACCGUUGGAAUUGGCCCGAAAGCCAAUUUCUCAGAGCCAGAUUAGUGAGUUCUCUUUUUUAGGGUCCAACUGGGACAGCUUCCAAGGGAUGGUGACCUCAUUCCCGAGUGGGGAGACUACCCCUCGGCGGCUUCUUUCCUAUGGCUGUUGUAGCAAGAGGUCGGGCAGUAAGCAGGUGCGCGCAACAGGGCCCUGCUUUGGGGGCCAGUGGGCUCAGAGAGAAGGGGUGAAGUCACCAAUCUGUUCUAAUCAUUCCAAUGGACACUGUACUGGUCCAGGAGGGAAAAACAACCGGAUGUGGUUGUCCGGUCACCCCAAGCAGGGCUCCAGUAUGAAGCCUGUUCCACUGAGCUGCCCUUCUCCAGUGCCUCCCGUCUACCUGGAUGAUGAUGGACUGCCCUUUCCCACGGAUGUGAUCCAGCACAGGUUACGGCAGAUUGAGGCAGGGUACAAGCAAGAGGUGGAGCAGCUACGUCGACAGGUGCGUGAGCUUCAGAUGAGGCUGGAUAUCCGUCACUGCUGUGCCCCGCCAGCAGAGCCUCCCAUGGACUAUGAGGAUGAUUUCACGUGUUUGAAGGAGUCAGAUGACAGUGAUACAGAAGAUUUUGGCUCUGAUCACAGUGAAGACUGCCUUUCGGAAGCAAGCUGGGAACCUGUUGAUAAGAAAGAGACUGAGGUGACUCGCUGGGUUCCAGACCAUAUGGCAUCACAUUGCUAUAACUGUGACUGUGAAUUCUGGUUGGCCAAACGCAGACACCAUUGCAGAAAUUGUGGGAAUGUAUUUUGUGCUGGCUGCUGCCACCUGAAGUUGCCCAUUCCUGAUCAACAACUCUAUGACCCAGUUCUCGUCUGUAACUCGUGUUACGAACAUAUCCAAGUAUCUCGGGCCAGGGAACUCAUGAGCCAACACCUGAAGAAACCCAUUGCUACGGCUUCCAGUUGAAUGCCAGAGGAGACGACCUGUCCAAUUUUAGCAGGUUUGAAGGGAGGAUCUGCUUCAGGUGUAGUUUUGAAGGUUCCUUGGUGUGGCUCAUGAAAUCACAGAGCUCAAAGAUACAGUCUUGCGAAAUCCUCCUUGGUACCAUGAGACUGGAGCAGAGGAAUUCCAAUUUGGCAGGAGGUCCUCUACUGGUGAGACCCUCCCCUUGGGGUAAUGGUCCUGAUCCAGACCCAGAGUCUGGAAGCUUAACGUUGAGUUGGUGACUCCAGUUUCUUUCUCCGGGGUCACAAGAUGAUGAUUUCAUAGAUACUGCCUGGUGAUGCGUGCCCCAAACAGCAAUAGAAAGUCAUAUGUUUAACCAAACUCCAAGUGAUAACCAGAUCCAUCUCUCCUCCACCUUGAAAAAAGCAGAUUAUAGUAUCUAAGAUAGGAAUUUCUAUCCUAUUUGAGAGGAAUUAUACCCUGUACCUCUGUGCUCUGUGUCUGUGCAUGAAGGCUCAGUCUUUAGAGGCACUCCCUCUCGUUGCAUUAGUUCUGUCUUUCUGUGGAGUUUGGUUUAAAGACUGGUUCAUCAAGUGGAGAUUUUGCUGUAUUUUUCACUUGGCUCAUCAGCCAGCAUCAGUGAAUAUUCAGUUUAGGGGGACAGUUCUAGGGAGUGAGUCACUUUUGGGGAGCAGAGGAAGACUCUGCUGAUGUUCAGUCCUGGCAAAAAUCAGUUAUUUUUGAGCUGUGAAAGCAGUAGUCUUUGUCACUCAGUGGCAGCUCUUGAGGUAGCACUGUGAAGAAUGAGAAGGGAAACAUAGAAAUGAUCCUUGUGAAAUAUUUGCUGAUUGUGCCCGACCCUUUGCGCCUUGACUUUUCCUAGUUGUCCUGGUGCUAACACAGGAGCUACACCUUGAUCCUCUCCUGGCAUGAAAAUAAAACAAUGUUUUUUGGGGGGUUGUUGUUCCAUUGCCCACUUCCCUCAUGUCGUCUUUCCCUUGGCUGCUGCCUCCUCUGGGUCACACUGCUUCUUAUCCUGAACACUUGACACCUUGAGGGUAGAAUUUAGCGUUUGGUUUUUACCUCCUAGAAUAUGCUGUUUGGUAUGUGAGGGUUUCAGUACAAAUGCUGCUGUCUAUUUCUGUGCACUUAACAAUGGAACCCAAACAGAAGAGAAUAAAGCCUUGAUACCAAAAUUGGGAGAGAAAAUGUGUCCAUUUGGACCAAACGUUGUGGGUUUUUUUUUUUUUUCCAUCUUACUAUGUACCAGUGGCACUUAACCAAAAGAUACAAUGAUAUAGCCAUGUACUGUGUUUGGGACAGAUACAGUCUCCUUGAUCUAUAAUGCAUCCCCUAGGAUUUCCUUGUGCAUUGUCGUUAAUUCGUUGGUGUAUAAAAGGUAAAUUACACUGAGGCUUAGCCUGUUUUAAAACUAUGGUAGCUGUCUAACUGCUACUUGUUCAUGUUGCUUCCUAGGAAAAAAAUUUUCACUCGAAAAUAACUAGGAUCUGCAUUUAGAACAAGAAUUGUUACUUGUCCCGACCUUUCCUUCAGCCCUACAGAGAAGCAUCUGUGCUUUUAUACUUGCCAUGGACGUAACCUAAAAAGUUUUGGCGUAUUUAGGUCAGUCUAUCAGAACUUUUUUUUUUCUCGUUUAAAUGGAGUUGAAUAAUGGAGAUUUUGUGUGUGGGAAAUUCAUGAGAUCAUUGAAAAAGUAACAGACUCUUCCUUGUCUCUGAUACGUAGAAUUCUAAGCAUUUUCUCAGUCAUUAAAAUUUACUGCCAGUUGUGAGUGGCUUUUUAAUUAACUUUCAUUGCACUUCACUCUGCCCAUUUUCAGGGGAGUCAGAUUGGCAACAUUUGAGGAGACUGUAUCUUGUCUACUUUGUGUGGCUGUUUUGAGGGACUGUCCUAUCAGUGAACAUACUGCAUGGCCUUGGAGAGAGACUCUGGGCUCUCGGCUCAGAUGUAUUCAUCAAAUACUCCUUUCAGAGCUCUUGUGGGUGUAAGUGACAUGAUGUGGCCAAAAAUCCAAACUGUGCAGUUGCGUUGUGACAAACAUGCAAUGUGCUGUAAAAACUCAAUACAAUUUAAAUAAAAUCUCUAUAUUAGUGCUGC